Messenger RNA from Pectinophora gossypiella (pink bollworm), 6045 nucleotides. It is a transcript of the gene Nipped-B, whose product is annotated as nipped-B-like protein A. Gene Ontology annotation, biological process: establishment of protein localization to chromatin; replication-born double-strand break repair via sister chromatid exchange; establishment of mitotic sister chromatid cohesion. Gene Ontology annotation, cellular component: Scc2-Scc4 cohesin loading complex. The transcript has 28 exons. The record is from RefSeq and is a predicted model, not a curated record. Gene Ontology annotation, molecular function: chromatin binding. Lineage: Eukaryota; Metazoa; Arthropoda; Insecta; Lepidoptera; Gelechiidae. The coding region runs from base 145 to 6045 and encodes 1966 amino acids.
GCAACACCGACUCUAAAAUCCACAAUUUCUUGAUUACGAUGUGGGAUUAUGUUUGAUUUGUCCUGAAUAUUUUGAUAAAAUAGUUAACAAUGUUUUACGAACCUGGGAUGAUAAAUUAACCUUAAGCACAAACCAAUAGUCAAGAUGAAUGAGAGGGAUAUUCCUAGCGUCCCGAUUACUACCUUAGCAGGAGUCGCCAGCUUGACAGAUCUAUUACCAGUGUUACCACUUCCGACACCUUUACCAUCCACAUUAAAUAACAAAUCACAAUUGUUUCACCCGAGAGUUGCUGAAGAGGCAGCUAUUCUGCUUGCAACUCGUGAUGACAACUUGGUUUCCUUGCUGCUACAAUCUCUCAUGCAAACUUCUGUUCAGCAUAUAGACCUGAAAGAUGAAAGCAUACCAAAUGCUGUCAGCCCAGCACCCCAACAAUCUACACCUGAAUUAUUAAAAGCAAUUUUAAGUGUAAAUCCAAAUGUUUUUGAAAAUCAGAACCAGAGAAAUCAUUGGGGCAAUCAUUUAAAUACCUCAAAAUUUAAUGGAAUGUCUCCAUCAUCCACAACAUUCAAUUACACAUCACACAACACUGUCCACUCAAGUCCGUCUUCUCACGGCACUGCUGUUCAUUCUGGCUCCAUUCCAAACCAGCAGAUCCUGGCUCCGCCUUGCCAGUCUUCCCCUCAUGUGAACAUGGGCUCUCCUCCAUCUCAAGCCAGACCGGGCAGUCAAGUUAACAUUACUGCCCAAAAUAAUGUCUCACCUCUAUGGAGCAGUGGCAAUUCCUCAAAUGUUUAUACAAGUCCUGUCUCAAACUCGUCUUGUUCCAACCCUCAGAAUGGUGGUUUCUACAAUAACCUAAUGCAAGAUAAUAGAACUUUUAAUACAAACUUAGCUGAGGAAAAAGACCCUCUUUCAAUGUCACCAAGGAACACCGACCAACAAAGACUCAUGCAAUCUCAGGAUAAGGCUUUUCAACCAGAUGGCAAUGUGGUGACAGGUCAGUCCCCAGCCCAAGCAAGUGUAGCGCCAUCGCCGCUGCGUCAAGAACCACAAGUGCCUCAACCGUCAAUGGGCGCCCCAUACGCGCCGCAAGCGCAAAGCACAACACAAGAAAAACAAGAUCCCUCCAAGAGUACCAAUAUUGUAAACAACAGAUUUCCAGUUGUCAAAAUUGGGCGUUUAUCGGAGGGAAUAUUGAAAAAGCAUGACUUUACUGGUGAUGAAAGGUCAAGGAAGAACAGUACAAUUGAAUCAGAUUCCGACGACAAUUUACCAUUGAAGACAAAGUCCAAUAGUUCGGCACCACCCGUGGAUAAGGAGCGGGAAGCAAUAGAUAUCGCCAGAGAAAAGAACUGGGAGGCAGUUAAGAGGAAGCAUGAGGAAGCCAGUAGAAAAGAGGAAGCAGAGGCUACAAUUGUGCGGCCGAAACUAAGAAAGGUUGAAAAGAGAUUAGUACCUGUAUUAGAAAUGCUCUCGGUAGAUGAGCUAAUGGAGACAAACACAUACCAACGGUUCAACAAACUUAUUGAGACGGUAUUUGAAACUAUUGACGAUGACGUGAUUAUAACUGACGAAAUGGAAGGAUCAGAUAUUCCAGAAGAGUUGUUGCUUCCGCGCUACCAGCUGCAAGAGCUAUGUUCAGAAGCUGCCAAGCUCAAGACCUUAGGUGCUAUGGGGUCCAUUCCCUUCGACAGAUUAGUUCGACUGCUUAACUUGUUGGAGAAGAAUAUAAGAGCUGCUGAAAAAAUGUCUCUUGUUGGUGAUCCUGAUGACAGUGAAGAAAUGCGGCAGAUCUGGAUUGAAUCUGCAUUGGAACGGGUCAUGUGCGCCUCGGACGCUUGUUUGACAUCUCUGUACAUAAUGACUUCCCCGAAUAUGCCCAAACGUGUAUUCCUAGAGGAUGUUAUAGAUAGGAUCAUUAUGUUCAUAAAAUUCCAACUCAACAAUACUAUUUAUUGCGUUUACGACCCUGUCUACAGUAUCCAGUCUACUUCGAAAAAGAAAGUGGAUGGGCGCAAGCGUCGCGGCGGUGGCGCAGGCAACGCAACGCGGCGUUGUGGCGGCUCAACGAAAGCCGUGCGUGAUUUGUACACUCAAGCACACGAAUGCGUCACACUACUGGCAGAGCUGUUGGCCGCUCAUCACCUCACUGACACUACCGUACUGCACGCCUCCACUGUCGGCGUGUCUCCCUUCUUCGUGGAAAACGUCAGUGAACUCCAGCUGGCGGCUUUGAAGCUGGUAACCACGAUAUUCACAAAAUACGAGCAGCAUCGACGUCUGUUACUGGAAGAUAUACUGGCAUCGAUCGCGCGUAUACCGAGCUCCAAACACAACUUGCGCUCGUUCCAACUCAACUCGGACCAGCACAUUCAGAUGUUAACGGCGUUAGUACUGCAACUGGUGCAGUGUGUCGUCACCCUGCCAGAGACUUUGUGCAAAACACAGGACAAAGAUAAAGUGCACGAUGUAGAUAACAAGAAACACGUAGAUAAAGAUCUGAUGAUGAUAUCUAAGUACGAAGCAGCAAUCAGUGUGGGCGGUACAUUUCUGACGUCAUUUCUGAACAAGUGUCGCACGCGGUCUGAGGACGUGGACUUCCGACCGCUGUUCGAGAACUUCGUACACGACCUCCUCACCACCGUCAAUAAGCCAGAGUGGCCUGCUACUGAACUGCUGCUCAGUCUACUGGGGACUAUGCUGGUCAAGUACAUGUCAGAUAAAUCAAUGGAGAUGUCAGUGCGGGUGGCGUCGUUGGAGUACCUGGGCCUGGUGGCGGCGCGGCUGCGACGCGACAGCGUGACGUCGCGCGCUAAGCUGUCCACCAUGGACGCUGUGGUGCGGGACAUCCGCGCCGAGGAAGAGAAGGAGGGCGGUGUCACACAGAGCGUUACGUCGGGUCUUGAUGAAGACGAGGAGAGAACGGAAUUCUUGCAGCGUGUGCUCUUGGACUACCUCGCAAUUAACGGGCAGAAGGAUCAGGCGUGGAGCUGUGCGCGGCACUUCUAUAUAACCCAGUGGUACCGGGACUUGAUCGUUCAGCCCAAGAGCUCUUCGCCGACGAAGCGGUCUAAAAACAAAUCCAAGAAGCGACACAAAGACGAUAGUAGCGAAGAAGAAUCCGAGCCCGACGAGGACAGCGAUGGUGAGAAGGAAUCCAAAUCUGACAAGAAGCACGUCAGCAGCGCCAUCAUGUCCGCAGAGAAAUUCAAGACUGUCGAACGAAGAAAAUCUUUCUUCUUGGAAAAGAUCCGACCGUUCAGGUACAAGGGCGGCGCUCAAGUACAAGUAAUGCAGUCGUACAUAGACUACAGCGGGGCGGAGCUGAUCUCGCAAUACUUGGCCUCCAAGAGGUCGUUCUCUCAGAGCUUCGAUAAAUAUCUGAGAAAGAUUCUGGUGAUACUGUGUGAGAAUACUAUAGCUAUACGGACCAAGGCUAUGAAGUGUCUGGCGAUGAUUGUGGAAGCGGACCCUAGUGUGUUGGCGCGGCCUGACAUGCAGAUAGGUGUGAAUCGGUCGUUCCUCGACCAGUCAACGGCCGUGCGCGAGGCCGCGGUCGACCUCGUAGGGAAGUUCGUGCUCAGCCGUCCGGAGCUUAUCGACAAGUAUUAUGGAAUGCUUUCCAACAGAAUAUUGGAUACCGGCGUAUCGGUCCGUAAACGUGUGAUAAAAAUUCUGAAAGACAUAUGUAUAGAGUGUCCCGAGUUCCCAAAAAUCCCUGAGAUUUGCGUGAAGAUGAUUAGGAGAGUGAACGACGAGGAGGGUAUAAGGAAGUUGGUGAUGGAGGUGUUUCAGAACAUGUGGUUCAGCCCGUGUCCGAACACGGCGCGGCCUGGCACGCUCGAUAUGACGGCCGCCGCCGCCGACCCGCUCACCAGGAAGGUUCUCAACAUUACUGAUGUUGUCAUAUCCUCGAGAGACAUCGGCCUCGAAUGGUUUCAACAACUACUGCAUAGUUUAUUCAAACCUAAGGAGGACAAGGAUGAUUCAACUAAAAUUAUUUAUCAACCGCCUAAAUCUUUAUUAGUAGCAUGUCAGCAAAUUGUGGACUGUCUUAUUGAGAAUUUGCUUCAGCUGGAAGAAUCUAAUACGGACGGAACCGGUUCGUCUCAGCGCAUCUUAGCGUGUCUUUCCACGCUACAUUUAUUUGCAAAAAUCAGACCACAAUUAUUAGUAAAUCACGCGCUAACGCUGCAACCGUAUCUGAGUUUGAAAUGUCAAAAUCAAUACGAGCAACAAAUAAUGUCGACGGUGGCUUCAACGUUAGAGUUAGUAGUGCCAUUGAUGGAGCAUCCGAGCGAGGUGUUCCUAGCACAGUUAGAGGAGGACGCGGUCAAGCUGAUCCUCCAGCGGGGCCAGCUGGUCAUCGCCUCGUGUAUCGCCUGCCUCGCAGCCAUCGUCAACACGCUAACGCACAACUACCGGCUUAUUCGAGACGUAUUCAAUAAGUACCAUGGUGUCUUACUCCAGUGGAAGCACAGUUGGCAGCGCAACCCAGAGAUGACGCGGACGUUGCACUCGCGGCCGUACUUCAGGCGCGCUCUGUUCAUCGUCGGACUGCUCCUACGUUACUUUGACUUCACUGAUGCUCAGGUCAUCGAGGGACUGCCGAGCGACAUAAAGGAGCAAGUAUACAAUACGCUGAUGUUCUUCGUGGGUCUAGAAGACGAGGAUUUUGUGUCGCAUACACUCAAGGCUUUGGGGUCGGUGUGCGUACGGCACUACGAGUUCAUGUUGCGGCCUGAACUGAAGGAGUUCUACCAUCAACUGCUGACGUCAGAACUGGCGCCUGUUGAGAUGAAGGCGGACGUGCUAAGGAAUAUUGAGAUGUAUCUGCAAGAAGAGGAACAAAGGAUGAUCCGCCAGGAUAAGGAAUGGUCAAAACGCUCAAAGCACGAGAACCUAAAGGAGAUGGGCGACGUAUCCUCUGGCAUGGCGUCGACAGUGAUCCAGCUGUAUUUGAAGGAGAUCCUCGCGGCGUCGCUGCACGGCACCACCGUGGUGCGCUCCAGCGCCAUGAAGGUGGUGCAGCUCGUGCUCGCGCAGGGGCUCGUGCACCCCGUUCAGAUCGUUCCGUACCUGAUAGCGAUGAGCACGGACACGGAGGUAACAGUGUCACACACGGCGGACAAGAACCUGCAGGAGAUCGACAAGAAGUACCCCGGGUUCAUCCACAUGAAGGCCCAGCCCGGAAUCAAGCUCUCCUACCAGCUCCAGAAGAUACUACAGACCAGCUCCAAGAACAGAAUCAUAAGAGGGUUUAGGAAAAAAGAACAAGAUGACUUACCAACUGCCCUCAACGGGUUUUUGUACUCAUUACUGAGAAACACGCGACCACAGCGGAGAGGACUGGUCCUGUCGCUACUUAAACAGUUCGAUGAUGUUUCGACUGCGCCCCUGGAUCAAAUGUUGUACCUGGCAGAUAAUUUAGGAUAUUUUCCAUAUCAAGUUCAAGAUGAACCACUUUUUAUUAUACAUCACAUCGAUAUCAUCAUCUCCACGUCAGGAUCGAAUUUAUUACAGCAUUUCCGUGAGGGUCUAAACAAGCCAAUCAGUGAGGAGAAGGAACCGCUAGACGAGGAAGAAGAUGACGAGGAGGCGGAGACGCUGGUGGCGCAGCUGCCGGCGUGCACGAUGCCGCUGCGCACCGCCAUGCGGCAGGCGCGCGGGUGUUUGCUGCUGCUCGUGCUGAAGCAACACCUCAAGCAACUCUACGGCUUCACUGACGCGAAAAUCAACCAGUACUCACCGUCGGAAGCCGCGAAGGUGUACGAGAAGGCGAUAUCGCGGCGGCACGCGCCCAUCUUCGAGCCCAAGGCGACCAUCGCGCAGCUGAAGGAACCCGACGAUGACGAUGAGCUCGACGAGCGCGGCCGCCGGAGGCUCGUCGAUGACUACCUCGAGUUCAAACAGCUCAUGCUGAAGUUUGAUCCCGAAGAAGAGGAGGAAGAAGACGCGGCGGCGGGCGCAGGCGGCGCGGCGGGUGCGGGUGGCGCGGGGGCCGGGGGCGGUGCGACGGGCGCGGGCGGCGCGGCAAUGAGCUAA